Messenger RNA from Xyrauchen texanus (razorback sucker), 2386 nucleotides. It is a transcript of the gene cdkn2c, whose product is annotated as cyclin-dependent kinase inhibitor 2C (p18, inhibits CDK4). The transcript is spliced from 2 exons. Lineage: Eukaryota; Metazoa; Chordata; Actinopteri; Cypriniformes; Catostomidae. Gene Ontology annotation, cellular component: nucleus. The record is from RefSeq and is a predicted model, not a curated record. Gene Ontology annotation, biological process: negative regulation of cell population proliferation; regulation of cyclin-dependent protein serine/threonine kinase activity. Bases 1403 to 1903 code for a protein of 166 amino acids. Gene Ontology annotation, molecular function: cyclin-dependent protein serine/threonine kinase inhibitor activity; protein kinase binding.
ACAACAGCGGCAGAUUAUUUGACAAAGUCAGCUGUCUUCCAACCAGCGUAUUCAACGCCCAUAAACCAGUUGAAAGAUUAAGAGGAUAUGCAUCGAAGCCCGGGACCUAACCAUUCUCCAGGUAGUGGAUACAGUGUUCCAUUUUAAAUUGUCUAUUAUGCGAUUAUGACGUAGUCCAUCAUCGGCUGAAUCGUCACUGUGUAACAGCAACUUAAUGCGCGAGCUACCUCAACGAAUGAACAUCUAUAGAUAUCCAUGCCUGCAGUUUGAAAUGAUUCACUGAGCGGCGUUUGAAACUGUUCUCUUUUUGCAGACUGGGACCGCUUUUAAGAUUAUUUAAAUCCAUGUCAUUUGUAUAUUGCCGCCUGGUCGGCGGAAGAGUGGCAGUUAUCUUGUUUUUUUGGAUGUUGACAACAAACGUGCCAACUUCGUAUUUGACGUUUCAUAUUCAAGGAUUUUCCCCGUUGAAAAUGGGCGGGAAGUUGCAUAAAACUUUCAACACAGCCUUGUAAACGCUUUGGAUGGAUAUAUCUCUCGCCGAAUAACAGUCUGCUCCCUCUAUUUAUCUGUUUCAGAGUGCUUAUCUGUUUGGAGACAGCGAUAGCGGCUUGAAAUGACAACAACAUCUGCUAAUGCCACGAAAUGAUCGCGGUUCUGCAGCCCACUGCACCUGCAUAUAGUUAAAAUCAAAGGACUCAUGAAAGGGCACUGCAUGGAGACAAGUUUGAGUCUCCGGACCGCGGGCCGCGGUACUGCUUUUUGCUGUAAUGGAUCUCCGAAGUGCACGAAUUUGAGAUAAUUUGUUCCAGAACGAUUCGUGUUUUUGUUUUCAUCACGAGAAAAGCGAGACGUUCAUAUCUACCGCCUCCAAACCAACAGUCGUUGCGCUUGAGAGCUUUUUUCCUAUUUUACUUCUUGUCCAACUUAUUUGUCUUAUAUGGGUUCGUUAGAAUAAAAAGUCUUUUUUUUUGUUUCGCCGAUAUUUUCAUUACACCAGUAAUAGCCUAUCUUGACCGAAACCAUAACAGCGUUAUGUCAUGCACGAACACGGGGAGGAACUGCUCACAUAAAUGAUAUAAAAUAGUUUGUUUCGUUUGUUUAGACUUUCCUACAACCGAUUCAUGUUUAUAUAUAUAUGCUAUAUUUGAUAGAGAUGGCGUGACAUCCCUGUUUUCUGCGCUGGUUCGAACAGCUUCAGAGGGAGAUAUUAUUGUGGGCGGACCUUGGCUCUUCUCCAACGUAUAUUUUUUAGGGGGCUGGAGGAUCGGACCAUUUACUACAGCUUCGUAGUACUUCUCGUCAUCAUCAAGAUUUUUUCCAUAUAAACCAUCGGACAUUUUUUAAAGGCAGAAUCAGAGAUCUGAAUUAUUCUACCUCUUCCAUUGCAUUUCGUCAGGAUAUAAUGGCCGAGGCCACAGCUAUAGAUAGGUUGAGCACCGCAGCUGCGAGAGGAGAUCUAAAGGAAAUUGAGACGAUAUUGCAAUGCAACGUGAACGUUAAUGAGAGGAACAAGUUCGGCAGGACACCAUUGCAGGUGAUGAAACUUGGCUGCCCUCCCAUAGCGGAGGCGUUGCUUGGAGCAAGCGCGGACCCAAACGCGCGCGACCCCAUCGGAGGACUUACCAUCAGUCACGAUGCCGCGCGAGACGGAUAUCUGGACACUUUACAGGUGCUUGUGCAGAAUGGUGCUGAUGUCAAUCUCAUUGAUAACAACGGCAACCUGCCUCUGCAUCUGGCGGCGCGGGAAGGACACCUGGAUGUUGUGCAGUACCUCGUAUCUCAUUGCAAAAAGCCUUUUCUGCCUAAUGCAAAAGGCUGCACCCCUCGUGACCUGGCUCUUAUGCACAAAAAACACAGAACUGUGGAGUGGUUAGAUAGUAUUGCACCGUCAGAAUCCAGCUAGAGAACAAGAGUAUGCUAUGGGCCAUUGUGAUUUAUUUUAUAACAAGAGGUAGCACAUAAAAGCUGAGCAAACUACCUCUUAUUGCAGUGUAAAAUAGGCUAUUGGAAAUCGGGCUCAGGGGCAUGUCUUUUUGUGAAGAACAAAUAACAUUUCAUUUAGCAUUAGGCUACAUGUAAUUCACAUGAACUUUUUUAAGUUAAAAAAAAAUGCUUUUUAAUUGGCUGAACUGCUUUUAUUUUUAGGUCUCUGACAUUGAAAUAUUCCUCCUUUUGAUAAAUAUUUUUCUGGUUAAAAGUCAAAUACUCCCACAUUUUAGAUUUGUAGAUAAUUUCUUUCACUAACUUUCAAUAUUACAUUUCAGCAAAGCACAACAUAUAUGUCCUUAACGUCCUGUUUUAUAACAAAAAAAAUGUCAAUAUUGUUGAUCGAUUAUUUUUAUGGAUCUGCUUAAAGAAAAAUGUACAUCUCCUUUUAUUGAAGUAA